Messenger RNA from Vicia villosa (hairy vetch), 703 nucleotides. RefSeq lists its product as uncharacterized. The transcript is spliced from 5 exons. The coding region runs from base 35 to 703 and encodes 222 amino acids. NCBI's taxonomy places the organism in Eukaryota, Viridiplantae, Streptophyta, Magnoliopsida, Fabales, Fabaceae. The record is from RefSeq and is a predicted model, not a curated record.
CCAGAUAUUGCCAAUUGUUGGAGCUUCCAUACCAAUGAAUUAUUGUCAUAGUUACUAUGAUUGUAUACAUCGGAGAUAUGUUACUGAACUUACAAAGGAAAUGGUAUACUUCAACGCAAAUAGAAGUUGCGAACAAAAAUUUGUACGAUUUAAAUUGGUUGAUCCCAAGUCCUCUACUGCAAAAUCAUCAUUUGCCAAGGGACCGUCAAUGUACAUGGUGACAGAUGACUUGUUUGUUAGUCCAAUGUCGUCCAUUUCUACUAUGUCAUAUCUAAAAAAAUCUAAAGUCCCUCUUUCUGAUUUGGAGGAAAGAGUUAUCAAAAUUGGUGUCAACCAGGGUCUCAACAUUCUAAAAGCUUCCUUAGUUUCAACAUCUGCUUUAACAAAUGGUCUCAACCAAUUUAUAAGAACAGUUAAGGCCCCGACCUCUGCCUUUUCUGCUCCACAUGUUGCGAGACCAGAAUUUAUUGUUGAGGCAUUAGGGAUAGAUAAUACUCCAAGUUUGAGUGUUCAGUUUCCGGAAGGUUCUAGCUGUACUCAAGACUUGCAGCUUCCAGGAGCUCCUUUGUUGGAAGAAUUGCCCCCACCUCCUAACAUACAGGAACCACAAAUUACUGCCAAAAAGGAGAAUGAGAACACGGCUCCUGCAGUAUCGACAUUGCGAAGGUCAGCUAGGAAACGUAAGGGUGGAGGUCAAGCUUAA